Molecule: messenger RNA, 1422 nt
Organism: Microsporum canis CBS 113480
Lineage: Eukaryota; Fungi; Ascomycota; Eurotiomycetes; Onygenales; Arthrodermataceae
Exons: 2
Coding region: 1-1422 (473 amino acids)
Cellular component (GO): membrane
Source: RefSeq, a predicted model, not a curated record
AUGUCGGGUGAGCCCAGCGCUCGAGGAGUUUCCCACCAGCCAGGAGAGUCGUUGAUAAACAGCGAAGAGCCCAUAGCGACUCCCAUUGAAGGACACCAUGAAGGGCAUCAUGAAGGACAACAGACUGCCAGCGGCCCAAGCGAUAGCUGUGAAGCUGCUCCCGGUUCAAAAGCGUUUGCAAGCCCAUCUCGAUGGCUCCAGCAGGUGUGGCAGAUCUGGUUGCAGGGUAAAGGAAUGCUGCUGGUUCUGCUCGCGCAGUUCUUUGGAGCUACCAUGAACGUCAUGGCGAGGCUGCUGGAGCGAGAUGGGCCUCACGGUAAAGGCAUGGCUCCCUUUCAGAUUUUACUCGUUCGUAUGCCCGCAACCGCCCUGUUCAGCUUCAUAUAUAUGUGGUAUAUGAAGGUCCCUGAUCCUCUGGGAGCGCCAGCCAUACGGCCACUCUUGAUACUUCGCGGUAUUAGUGGGUUUAUAGGAGUGCUGAGCCUGUAUUACUCCCUCAUAUACCUGCCUCUCUCCGAAGCCACCGUCUUGACCUUUUUGACGCCAAUCGCCUCUUGCUAUGUGGCGUCCUUCGUCAUGCCAAACGAGAGGUUUACAAAGAGACAGCAGUUGGCCGGAGUAAUAUCGAUUCUCGGGGUCGUUCUCAUUGCAAGGCCAGUGGCACUCUUCCCAAAAAGCCCAACGGAGCAGGAAUCCGCCAGUAUGCUGCCACAGAGCAAUUCGUUCCUUACGAGACUCUUUGCAGCCAGCGGGAGCUCACAGGAUCCUGAUAUAAAGCAGCAUCUUCUUGCUGUUGCAGCAGCUCUCGUGGGAGUGGUGGGAGCAACAACGGCAUACACCAUGAUCCGCAAAAUCGGGCGUCGUGCUCACCCUCUCGUGAGCGUCAAUUACUUCGCCCUUUCAACUUCAGUCAUGUGUCUCAUUGCUGUUCUGUUCAUCCCCUCUGUUAGCCUGAGGCUCCCUGCCAACCUCACCGAGCUUCUUCUGCUCAUCAGCCUGGGCCUUUGUGGAUUUGUCUUUCAGUAUCUUCUGACGGCCGGCCUUUCGUAUGUGCCCCCGAAAAUUGAUGGAAAGCCCUCCACCCAUGGCUCUAGUGCCACAUCUAUGUUAUAUCUACAGAUUAUCUUUGCGUUGUUCUAUGACAAGGUUAUAUGGAACACCACUCCGUCAUCUACCAGCUUGCUUGGAUCUACGAUCAUUCUACUGAGUGCCUUGUAUGUGGCACUUUCAGCUGGGCGUGAUAAAAAGGCCGACAACGGUAGCCAGACAAAACCUGGGGAGACCUCCCAACAUCCUGAGAACAGCAAUGACGAGCACGAUGUCGAGCACCAAGCCUUGCCCAAGCCGUGGACUGCUCGGGAUCGUGCAUCGGCUGAUGAAGGCGAGACUGAAGCCUUACUGGGCCGCCGUCGCGGUGGUUGA